Bufo gargarizans (Asiatic toad) is the source of this 2513-nucleotide messenger RNA. RefSeq names its product UDP-glucuronosyltransferase 2A1-like. The record is from RefSeq and is a predicted model, not a curated record. Bases 7 to 2223 code for a protein of 738 amino acids. Lineage: Eukaryota; Metazoa; Chordata; Amphibia; Anura; Bufonidae. The transcript is spliced from 7 exons. Gene Ontology annotation, molecular function: UDP-glycosyltransferase activity.
AUCAACAUGCUUUGUACUGGUGUCUUCCUCUUGCUACUGCCUAUAUGCUGCCUCAACACAGUAUCUGCUGGGAAGGUUUUAGCUUGGCCAACAGAUGCAAGUCAUUUCUUAAAUCAGAGAAUGAUUUUGGAGGAACUGGCACGUAAAGGACAUGAUGUGACUGUGUUAGUCCACUCAGCAUUUAUGAUUAUGGGCGUUGAAAAUAUCUCAUCUUUGAAAUUUGAAAAUUUCUCUGUUCCAUUUACAAGAGAGAAGAAUGAAAAGUUUUUGGAUGGGUUUUUGGCAUUUUGGAUUUAUGAUUUACCAAAAAUGUCUUAUUGGAAUAUCUAUGAAAAGACUAAGAAGUUUAUGGCAGAACUGCUGAAACAAGAAGAACAAAUAUGUAACGGUGUAGUAAAGAACGAAUCACUGUUAAAACAACUGAAAGAGAAUAAGUUCGACGUUUUGGUUUCUGACCCAAUGGUACCGUGUGGUGAACUUAUUGCUGAGCUCCUUGGAGUGCCUUUUGUCUACUCCAUUAGGUUUUCAAUGGGUAACUCAAUGGAAAGACUAUGUGGUAAACUCCCAGCUCCAUUUUCCUAUGUUCCUGGCUCUAUGGUGGAGCUCACUGACAAUCUGUCUUUUGCGGAAAGACUAAAAAAUUUGAACUUUUACAUAUUUCAAGAUAUCUUAUUCCAUAUACUCUUUUCAGAACAAUGGGAUGGGUACUACAGUGAGGCAUUAGACGGUAGCCAUUUUAUUAAUCUAAACACCAUCCUCGAGAAGCUUGCGCACAAAGGCCAUGAGGUUACUGUGCUGGUUCAUUCAGCCUACAUGAUCACGGACACCAAUAAAACUUCGGCUUUACGGUUUGAGGUGUUUCCAGUUUCAUUUGACAAAGAGAAGAAUGAAGCGCUUCUGGAGGAAUUCCUUCGCAUAUGGAUUUAUGAACUGCCUAACAUGUCGUAUUGGGACUUCUUUACACGAAUGAAUAAGGCCUUGGCGGACUCUGAGGAACUGGAACGCCUUGUGUGUGACGGUAUUAUAAAGAACAAGGUACUACUGAAUAAGCUACACGAGGAAAAGUUUGACAUCCUGGUGGCGGAUCCCUUGGCUCCCUGUGGCGAACUUAUUGCUGAGAUCAUUGGAGUCCCAUUUGUCUAUUCCUUUAGGUUCUCAAUGGGCAAUGUCAUGGAGAGACACUGUGGUCACAUCCCAACACCAUAUUCUUAUGUGCCCGGUACAAUGACUCAGCUGACCGAUAAAAUGUCUUUUGUUGAAAGAUUAAAAAAUGCAGUUUUCUAUUUAUCUCAAGAUGCCAUAUUUUAUUUUGUCGUUUUACCGUCCUGGAAUCAAUAUUACAGCGAGGUAUUAGGUCGGCCAACAACAUUGUGUGAAAUUAUGGGGAAAGCUGAAAUUUGGCUCAUUCGGACAUACUGGGAUUUUGAGUACCCACGACCAUUCCUUCCGAACUUUGAGUUUGUAGGAGGCCUGCACUGUAAACCACCAAAGCCUUUGCCAGAGGAUAUGGAAAAGAUUGUACAAAGCUCAGGAGAACAUGGCAUCAUUGUAUUCUCGCUUGGCUCUAUGGUGAAAAACCUGACAGAUGAAAGAAGUAACGUGAUUGCUAGCGCCCUGAGCCAGUUGCCGCAGAAGGUAAUCUGGAGAUACAGUGGAAAAAGACCAGCUACAUUAGGGGAGAACACAAUCUUGUAUGACUGGAUACCUCAGAAUGAUCUCUUGGGCCAUCCAAAGACCAAAGCUUUCAUUACACAUGGAGGAACUAAUGGAAUUUAUGAAGCCAUCUAUCAUGGAGUGCCUAUGGUUGGAAUUCCACUAUUUGCUGAUCAGCCAGAUAAUAUCAUUCAUAUGAAGACCAAAGGCAUGGCGGUAAUGCUAGAUAUCAACAAGAUGCAGAGCCAAGAAUUAGUGGAUGCAGUAAAUACUGUUAUUAGCAAUCCAAGUUAUAAAGAAAAUGCCGUGAGGAUAUCUCAGAUACAUCAUGACCAGCCACUUAAACCACUAGAUAGAGCUGUUUUCUGGAUAGAGUUUGUCAUGCGUCACAAAGGAGCAAAGCACCUGCGUCCAGCAUCCCAUGAUCUAUCCUGGUACCAGUACCACUGCCUAGAUGUCAUCGGUUUCCUGCUCAUUUGCCUAUUCCUUAUUCUCUACAUUAUCAUAAAAAUCUUCUCAUUUUGCUGCAGAACUUGCCGUCCAGCCAGGAGGAAGCAGAAGAAACAUUAGCAGAAUUAAUUUACUCCAGUGGGAUACUGGUGCCAUCUAUGAUUACAAUCAUUUUCCUACCAAAGGCAUCACAUAAUUGCCCCUUUACUGCAUAAAGAUGUGAACCAGAGUAUUUCAUACUCUACUCCUGAAAGAUUGAUUGAAGAUGUAGACCUGAAACUCCAGCUCUAAUGGUCCAGUGACCUCAUGACAACAAUAAGGGUCCAUUCACACGUCCGUUGUUUCUUUCCUGAUCUGUUCCGUUUUUUGCGGAACAGAUCUGGACCAGAUCUGGACCCAUUCAUUUUCAA